This is a messenger RNA of Colletotrichum navitas, 561 nucleotides long. RefSeq lists its product as uncharacterized. Lineage: Eukaryota; Fungi; Ascomycota; Sordariomycetes; Glomerellales; Glomerellaceae. The coding region runs from base 1 to 561 and encodes 186 amino acids. The record is from RefSeq and is a predicted model, not a curated record. The transcript is spliced from 5 exons.
AUGUCUCUUGCAACGCUCCUCCUGGAUCAUGAGGAAGACUCCAAAAUGGAGGUGGUCCAUUCAUCCCUGCGCCGCCAAGUCAUAAGUAGGUCGAUAACCGCGCAGCAUGCUGAAGCUGUUCUUCCGUUGGAGGAUUCGCCCCCGCACACGACGCGGAUGGUGCCACCUGACGAGGUUUUCGCUAACGAAGCCCUGUUUUCCGGCUACUUGUUGGUCGUUCUCUCGGAUAGCUUUUCCGGCUGUCUCAGAAGCCAAAACAGUGAUGUAGUCCAUUGUCGAAGCAGUGCAGAGGAUUUAUCUACAAAUAGUGGUAUAAACGGCCAAAUAAUUCUCCGAGAAUUCCUGGAGAAUUCCUGGAGAAUUCCUGGAGAAUUCCUGGAGAAUUCCUGGAGAAUUCCUGGAGAAUUCCUGGAGAAUUCCUGGAGAAUUCCUGGAGAAUUCCUGGAGAAUUCCUGGAGAAUUCCUGGAGAAUUCCUGGAGAAUUCCUGGAGAAUUCCUGGAGAAUUCCUCCGCCAAUGUUCCCAAUAUUCCUGGGGCAUUGGCCAGCCAAUGGCUGGUUAA